Messenger RNA from Hemibagrus wyckioides, 3588 nucleotides. RefSeq names its product ectonucleoside triphosphate diphosphohydrolase 6 (gene entpd6). The record is from RefSeq and is a predicted model, not a curated record. Gene Ontology annotation, biological process: nucleoside diphosphate catabolic process. Gene Ontology annotation, molecular function: UDP phosphatase activity; GDP phosphatase activity. The transcript has 14 exons. Bases 234 to 1550 code for a protein of 438 amino acids. Gene Ontology annotation, cellular component: membrane; Golgi apparatus. NCBI's taxonomy places the organism in Eukaryota, Metazoa, Chordata, Actinopteri, Siluriformes, Bagridae.
UCACGCAAUCACUGCGCGACACGGACAGACUGUCACUUUAUUAGCUGGCACUAUUGGCUCCCGUACGCCUGUUGAUGUCUUCUGGCGAAUUAACAUGGAGGACAGACUGAAUACGAAUUCGGGAGGACGAGGACACACGACUUGCCGAGUGAAAACCAGGUAGUGGACAACCCUGAGAGCGAGAACGUUCCCCAAACAUACACUGUCCACCAUCAAAGUAUACCUCCAUUACAAUGAAGGUGCCAAAGCUGGCCGUCAUCUUCCUCCUGGUGGUCUGCCUUGUGGUCUACCUCACCUACGUGAAACGAUGCUUUGAGAACAGGAAGUUGUCCAAGCCGUUCCUGGAGCAGCUUUACAGAACAGACCUCCACAAGAGACCGACGUCGGCCGAGAUGGCUGGUGAAAUGUUUCGCUAUGGCAUCAUGUUUGAUGCUGGGAGCACCGGGACGAGAAUACAUAUCUUCCAGUUUCAGCAGGAAAACAAUGCAGCUCCUAAAUUGGGUCCCGAGACGUUUAAAGCAAUAAAACCCGGACUGUCUGCGUACGCCGAUGAUCCAGAAAAGAGUAAAGCAGGACUGUUGGAGCUCCUGGAGGUGGCCAAGCAGACCGUUCCUCCUGCCCAGUGGUCCUCCACCCCUCUGGCCCUCAGAGCCACAGCAGGACUCAGGCUGCUGCCGGGGGAGAAGGCAACACACCUCCUCGACAAGGUGAAGGAGGUGUUUGCCGUAUCUUCAUUUCUUUUUCGGUCCGACAGCGUGUCCAUCAUGGAUGGUACAGAUGAAGGGGUCUCUGCUUGGAUCACCGUAAACUUUUUAUUAGGUGGUCUUCAUAAGUCUGAAGUUCCCACAGUGGGCAUCCUGGAUCUGGGAGGUGGCUCAACCCAGAUCACUUUCUCUCCACAGGACGAGAAAACCAUCCAGACCUCCCCGAUCGAUUAUGUGACGUCGUUUCAGAUGUUCAACACCAGCCACACUCUCUAUUCGCACAGCUACCUGGGACUUGGUCUGAUGUCUGCCAGACUGGCCGUGUUGGGAGGGGUUGAAGGACAGCCUGUAGGGGGUGGUCAGGAGCUGGUGAGUCCAUGUCUGGCUCCAGAUUAUACCGGAGAGUGGGAGCAUGCAGAGGUCACUUACACCUUAAAGGGUCAAAAAGCAGGAGAGCCCAUCUACGAGUCAUGCUUGAGCAAAGUGGAGAAGAUGAUCUAUAAACGAGUGCAGAAAGCAGAGGAGGUGAAAGACAUGGAGUUCUAUGCAUUCUCAUAUUACUACGACCGUGCUGUGGACCUGGGGCUCGUCGAUGAGAAGAAAGGAGGCUCCCUUCGAGUAAGCAACUACAUAGAUGGCGCCAAAACAGUGUGUAAGAACAUGGAGGCUAAUGCAGGACAAAACCCGUUCCUCUGUCUGGACCUCACCUACAUCUCGGUGCUGCUGCAGGAGCUCGGAUUUCCCACUGACAAGGAGCUGAAGCUGGCCAGGAAGAUCAGGGAGGUGGAGACGAGCUGGGCGUUAGGAGCCACCUUCUAUCACAUGGAAUCUCUCCACAAACAUUAACCAGGUCCACCUUUCACGCUUCUGUGCAAAAGACUUCACUUUUCUUUUCUUUCCCCGAAUCACGUGCCUGAAGAGGACAGUGCUGAUGUAGGAUCAGCUCCUUUCUUUCUGUUAAACUGUUGAAGAUAAACCUGUACAGGAAAAACUGAUCCCAGAUCAGCACUCAUUCUGGGAAGAUGAAGAUGAUGAAGAACUAGAUGCAAACUCUGUUUCCAUGCACACAGCAGCCCUAUCCUAACGACUGUGUAUAAUAACCUUUUACUCUCCUUUGUUUUUCCCUACACACACACACACACACACACACACACACAAUAUGCCAGGGUUUCUUCACACACUGGAAAUACUAUAGACGCACACAAAGACGUGCACUGUGACAGAGAUGUGUGUCUGCCUAUGUGUGUGCGUGCGUGUGUGUCCUGCUGUAUGAAUGUGUGUCCUCCUGUAUGAGUGUGUGUGUGUACUCCUGUGUGUGUGUGUGUGUCCUCCUGUAUGAGUGUGUGUGUGUACUCCUGUGUGCGUGUCCUCCUGCGUGCAUGUGUGUCCUCCUGUGUGCUUGAGUGUGUGUUUCCUCCUGUGUGUGUGUGUGUCUGUGUGCAUGCUGUCAGCUCAGGAUGUAUACAGAAAUCUGGGAAAUUUCUGGAAGGUCAUACUGAAGAUACCGUGUUCUGAGCACGUGUUUCAGGUUCACAAACACAGCAGGCCAUGUGUGUUUACAGCAGCCAUCUUCAUUAGUCAUCUUUAUCCUAUGGAAUCUUGUAAAAAGCAUAAGAAUGAGAGUAAACCUACAUUCACACAGGCAAGUGAAGAAACGGAAGAUGAAUACGUUGAUUUGUUUGUUGUUGUCGUUGAUGUUUUUUGCAUCUCUCUGAGCCAUGAUUCUGCUGACGUUUAUCAUUUCUUUGCAAAUUAGUUGUAACAAAGGCUGGCCUAAGACUCGAGACUUGGACUAGACCUGAGGCUUGGGCAAAUUCCUCACUGCGAAAAAAUAAGCUCUUGAUAAAUGUCAUUUUAAGCUUUAAUUGUUCUUAUUUUGGAUCUCAAAAUGAAUGCUUAAAAUUAAAGCUUGAAAUGUCGAGGAAUAGCUUAAAUCAUCUCGGGUUUGGUUUAUUAAAAUUGAUAAUAUGAAAUACUAGCUACAGCUGAAUGUACUCAGGAUAUUUCUUUUAUUGCUUAGAUGCUUCUUGCAGUGCUUGCUCUACAUCUUCCUAAGGAGUUUUCUCCACCAAAAAAAACAAAAAAAAAAAGAGAGAGGUUUAUAAAGAGUAUUACCGAACAUAAACAAUACAUUUUGAACAAAUGCAACAUCAGUAGAUGGUGUGGUACAUUCUGGCUUUCGUACAUAUAUAUCGUGAGAUUUAUUAAAAGCUGAAGGAGGCAUGUCGGGGCCUGACGUUGUUGAUGUCUGAGCCUGGAUUAAAAACCUUUGCAUUAUGCUGAACAAAUCCACUGGGCUAGGGAAAACUAUGCUUUGGAAAUGCAAACCUGAGCCCUGGUUUCUGAUCAGAAUGCUGGCUACGUUAUUCUCAAAGAUGUUAACUAAGACUGCGCUGCUUUAAGGAUCAUAAUCGGGACCGACUCUAAGACUAACGAGAUCUUUCGUGUGCAUGUAAACAUAGUUACUGCACUAGUUAAAUGCACUAGAAGUGAUUCUAAUGCCUGUGCAGGAAAAAUGCAAGAAAGCUAAUAAAAAUAUAUAUGGUACACAAUCUUUUUCUCUCUCACACACACACACACACACACACACACACACACACACAACUUGGGACUACUGCAGAAAUGUCACUCAGCGAGACAGUUGUAUUUUGUAUUACUGGUAAAUUUGCGCUCUGGGAAAAUAAGUGUUUCUGGAUCUUGAUUGUAUUUGCUGUUGAUUUUUCUAUAGAAUGUGAGAUGAUAUACCUCUUCUGUCUUGAAUGUUUUUUUUUGGAUUUAAACAAAGUAUGAAACGUGCCGAUCGGUGAAACACAAGCCGCUUUGCAUUUGUACCAUGACAAAGCAUGCCAUAAUGUACUAUUGAGGUCUUUUUUUGUUUUAAAUA